This is a messenger RNA of Osmia bicornis bicornis, 3976 nucleotides long. It is a transcript of the gene Dsor1, whose product is annotated as dual specificity mitogen-activated protein kinase kinase dSOR1. Gene Ontology annotation, molecular function: ATP binding; protein kinase activity. The transcript has 8 exons. Gene Ontology annotation, biological process: protein phosphorylation. Lineage: Eukaryota; Metazoa; Arthropoda; Insecta; Hymenoptera; Megachilidae. The record is from RefSeq and is a predicted model, not a curated record. Bases 202 to 1446 code for a protein of 414 amino acids.
CAGUUCCGCUUCAACAACACUGACCGAAAACCACCCUUUCCUUCACUUUACAACAAAAUUCACAAUGAGAACGAUUUCAACGGCAGUGCGUGUAGUAUAAAUAGGAGGAUAAAAUAUUUUCGACUGAAUAAAUUCUCAGUUGAUCUAAUUCGUAGCAGCGUCGCUAAUUGUGUAUUAGUGGUGAUUAAUUUCAUAUACCAAAUGUCAAAAAACAAAUUAAAUUUAACGCUACCACCUGGCUCAAUAGAACCAGUUCCAGCUGUAUCACCAUCACCACCAGUACCACCAUUGCCCAUUUACUCAGAACCACCAGUAAUUCCAGACGGAGUUAUGGGAAAGAUGAGUAUAGAUGCUAUUCAGGAAAGGUUGGAAGAAUUAGAAAUGGAUGAGGAACAAAGAAAAAGACUGGAAAGCUUUCUAGGACAAAAAGAGAAAGUUGGAGAGUUGUGCGAUGAAGAUUUUGAGAAAUUAGGUGAACUUGGUGCUGGUAAUGGUGGUGUUGUUAUGAAAGUUAGGCAUAAAAAGUAUGGACUUAUAAUGGCAAGAAAGUUAAUACAUUUAGAAGUUAAACCUGCUAUAAAGAAGCAGAUAAUUAGAGAACUGAAAGUUCUUCAUGAAUGUAAUUUUGCACAUAUAGUUGGAUUCUAUGGUGCUUUUUAUAGUGAUGGAGAAAUUAGUAUAUGUAUGGAAUACAUGGAUGGUGGAUCGUUAGAUUUAAUACUGAAAAAAGCUGGCAGAAUUCCAGAACCUAUAUUAAGCACAAUUACUUCUGCUGUCUUGAAAGGUCUGAGUUAUUUACGAGACAAGCACGCAAUUAUGCACCGAGAUGUAAAACCUAGCAAUAUUCUGGUAAAUAGUGCUGGAGAAAUAAAAAUUUGCGAUUUCGGUGUUUCUGGACAAUUAAUUGAUUCCAUGGCUAAUUCGUUUGUUGGAACAAGGAGUUAUAUGUCUCCGGAGAGGCUCCAGGGUACACAUUACUCAGUCCAAAGUGAUAUCUGGUCCUUAGGAUUAUCACUUGUAGAAAUGGCCAUUGGAAUGUAUCCAAUUCCACCACCAGACGAGAAAACUUUAACUACAAUAUUUAGCACGCCCCCAGGUCAACUACCAGAUACCGCUGCUACGAAUCACGCUUCUACUCCAACUACACAAUCACCUGGCCACAAUACCGGUAGUCCGAGACCGAUGGCUAUAUUCGAAUUGUUGGAUUACAUUGUAAACGAACCACCUCCAAAAUUGCCCUCUGGAAUCUUCAGCGAUGCUUUUACAGAUUUCGUUGAUCGUUGUUUGAAGAAGAAUCCUGCUGAAAGGGCAGACCUAAAAACACUAAUGAAUCAUGAAUGGAUAAAGAAAGCUGAAUCCGAAAACGUGGACAUCGCUGGAUGGGUAUGUCGCACAAUGGAUUUGCAACCCACUACUCCAACCCGUUUAGCUAACGUACAAUCCUGAAUAAAUGUCACUCUUACAUACUUGACUACCUAUAUACGCGUUCAGUACUCUUAAAUGGAGUUUUAGGUUCUUUUUGUUUAAUUCAUAUAAACAGUGGCGUUUGUGAAUUUUUUCUUUUAUAUUAUAACGAUCCAGAAAUUGAAGUCUAUCGCGAUUUUAAAAACAGACUUAUUGCCAUUAGUUUUUUUAUGUAUCGUUGCUCAAUUUGUUAAGCUUUGAGCAAUAGCAUUUAUUAAAGUAGACUUUGAUAUACGUAUCAAAAAUUUAUUUUUUCUUUUUUAAGAUGCAAGAUGUUAGUUUUUAAUUAUACCUUUAUAUAUUAUAUUAUGUUCUUUAAAUGAUUAUCAAAUUUAAGGCAUUAAAUUAUAUUGUGGUCUGGUUUUGAAGUCGCGGGUAAUAAUCAUGUAAGACUUAAUAAUUUUUAUAUGGUACAGUGUCGAGUACGGAGGCCUUCUAGAAGAAUUCAAAUUCAGAAUUUUAACGUUUUUAAAAUCCCGAGCUUUAAGUUUCAAAAAGGUAAAGUUUCUGAAAAUAUUAAAUAAAAUUUUCCCGGGUAAAUUUUUAUCCACGAACGACGGGACCUUCUUCCUCUAUAUCACCAUUUUCCCUCGGGAGGUCUUCAUCCUCGGCGCUAUACACACCAUAAUAGAAAAUCCAGAGAUCUAUAUAUAUUGACAUAUUUGCAUGAAAUACGUCACUGUGCUUAAAUUUUAUUUCAUUUUAUACACGUUUUGUAUUCUUAUCUUAUGAUUUUGUUGAAAGUAUGUAAGAUAAAGAAUUUAUCCAUAUAAGUUCAACAUUAUUGUACACUCAUGGGCAAAUUGUGUUCCCUAUAAUGAUAACUAGGAUCCAUAAAUAGGCAUCGGAUUUAUAAGAACAUAAUUUGAUGAAGCAAGCGAAGUGUUGGCUAGUGAUCAAGUUUACUAGUAUAACAUUUGUACCUGACAUUCGUAGAACACUAUACACAUUGAAAAAAGACUUUCGUUCUAUCAUUGCUAUUUUCUACUAAAUCAAUCAGCGGUCAAGCAUGAUUUAAAGUCACUGUCGAAUGAAAUAGUAUUUUAAACAGCAAACACAAGUAUUUGAAAUAUAAUUACAAUAAAGUAUUAUUUAUAAGGAUUACAUCACCAGAAAUGUUCUUUAUUGUAAUUAAUUCUGAAAUACUAUUUUAUUAUGCGUUAAUGUAAAAUGAAUGUAUAGUAAAAUACUACACAAAUUUUUGUUAAGUAUUUCUUUAUUUCUGACAACAUAUACAUCAUAUUGUAAACAUUACAGUUUGUAGGUGCAAUUGACAAGAUAAUUUUUGAUGCGAGUCCAUGUGUUCACACAAUAAUGAAUAAUAUACAAUUGUAUGUAUUGUAUAGCUGUGCAUUGAGUCUUUCUUGUGCAAUUUUUGUGAGACAUAUUUGAAAGAUCAGCCACCUGUUUGGCUACUUUCUUAUUUACACAUAUAUUUCAGUAAUUAAGAAUAAUUAGAAGAUGUUAAUAAUUUAAUUACAACUGUGAGUAAAAGAAAUAGGUAUUAAGGUUUAAAUUUGAUGAACCUUUAUUCAAAAAAAUAUUCAAUCAAAAUGUUAUAAAUAUUAUAAGAUACUAUAAAUGGUAGAAAUUCAUAAUUUUGAUUAGCAGUGAUUUUUCUUUUUUAGACAGAUGGUAAGAAUUUGGUCCAUAUCUGUAGAUCAUAGAUAGAUGUGUAAUAUUGUACAAUCUAAUAUACAUAGUUGCUUAUCAUUGUAAUAUGCUGAUUAAAAGAUUGGUGUAAUUAGGAUGUUCUUUUGGGGUGGACCAAGUCCUUUAGAUUUGCUGCCAGUAUCAAGUGUUUAAAUAUUGUUUAUUAUAAUGUUAAUUUUUUUUUAAGGGGGGCGUGCUGACCUUGACCUCUACCUAGUUACGCCAAUGAAUAAAACAAUGUCUAUAUGUACAUAGAAUAAUACUAGUGUAAGCAUUCUUAUUCCGUUGUACGCAAACGUCACUUUUCUUCUAUCAAAAAAUAUCACAAUAGAAUAAUUAAUUGGAAAGAUUCAUUAAACCAUUAUAGAUGUAGUAAAUAUUUCUUCAGAUUAUAUUUAUGUUUGCUUAGUCACUACUUUUUUUACAUAAGCGAAUAUGAUUGUUAGCCUUUUCCGAUUUGGCUUAAAAUAUAUCGGAGUGUACUAUGAGCGCAUUGUGAUGUUUACAAGCACAGUAAGGACAUUCAUGUGCCUACGCGUAAGACGCCCAAGAACUGACCUUUCGUAUUAAAUGUAUUUAUGUCUGACAAUGACUUUCAUGAUAUAUUGUAAACAGAGACAAGUUUCAAUAGUUAAGUUCUGUUAAGAAGAUAAAAAGAAAAAAAGAAAAAUGUAAGAUACAAUUUUACUCACUAAGCAGUGAAUCUUAAAGGAAUAAUUACUUCUGGCACUUAUUAAAAAAUAUGUCAAUAUUCCUUGUUGCAAAUUUCUGCAUAAUUGCUGUUGUAUUGAUUCACUGUCUAAAUGUUGUAACUAUUUAACAAAUAAAUUUAUCCCACAUUAUGGGUUUCAGUCUUACA